AUGCAGCUGGCAAGGGAAGCUCUGGACAUCCACAUCAGUUGCCUCUACCAGGGCGACAAAGCGUUGCUUCCCACAUAUCGGCUCGAGGAGAUCAACAUACAGGACGGCGCUGUUCUGACGGGAGUGGCCAGAAAACUCCAGUUGCUCUCCGACUUUGAAGCCUUCGUCGAUGGGGGGGCUUGGCGUCUUUCGCUCGCAUCCGAAAAUGCAGGCGUCUUCCUGGCUGUGCUUCCUGAUGGGCAGGUGGUUUCUUGGGGUGGCCGGGCCUGCUCCGAGCUGUUCUGCGAGAACCUGCGAGAUAUCGCGCAGCUGAAGUCUAGUUUGGAUGCCUGCGCUGCCCUGAAGCGGGAUGGCACGGUGUCUUGCUGGGGCCUGAAAUCGAGCUGUAGCAAAGCUGAGGUUUCAGAUCGACUGCAGGGGGUCAGGAGCCUCUUCGCGACGUCCAGGUCUUUCGCUGCGCUUCGGACGGAUGGUGCAGUAGUGGUCUGGGGUGGCGCACUCGGCCUCGAGAAUUUCGGAGGAGAUGACUCCAAGGUCCGAGAUGAGCUGACAGGCGUACGGGAUAUCUGCUCUUCCGCAAGUGCUUUUGCAGCUCUGCGGGAGGAUGGGACUGUGGUCACUUGGGGCAACAGCUGCGAAGGCGGUGACAGCAGCCGCGUGAAGGGUGAGCUGACGAACGUAGUGGCCCUCCGGGCCACGCGCCGGGCCUUUGCAGCUCUGAGGAGCGACGGCUCAGUUGUGACCUGGGGAGCCAUCACUGAAGGAGGCGGCAGCUUCGCUGUUCAAGACCAACUGCACAAAGUUUCGGACAUCCAAGCAACUGAAGCUGCCUUUGCUGCUUUGAAGUCCGAUGGUUCGGUGGUGUCCUGGGGGGAAGCGGGACUCGGGGGCGACUGUACAGCUGUGCAAGAGCGGUUGAAGGACGUGGCAUCGCUGCAUGCCAAUGACUGUGCCUUCGCCGCCCUCCUUCGCGAGGGUUCGCUAGUGACCUGGGGCGAUCAGACUGGUGGGGGUGGCUCCGCUCGGGUCCAAGGACAGCUCCGAAACAUCGUGGACGUCCGUGCCUUCCGCAGAUCCUUCGUGGCGCUGCGGGCGGAUCGGGCCGCCAUCUGUUGGGGCCACUGUGAGUUUACCAUGAACGGGGUCGUGGACAUUCAAGGCAAUGCCUUAGGCUUCGCGGCUUUGAAGCCUGACAACUCCGUAGCCUUUUUUGGGCCAAGUGCAUAUAGCCGCGGGUUCUUCGAAGCUGUGGAAGACCAGCUCCAAGAAGUUGCGGCCCUUCACGUCACCGCCGGUGCCUUCGCGGCUCUGCGCUCGGAUGGCUCCGUGGUGACCUGGGGCACUUGGAAGGGCGGAGGCGACAGCAGCGAGGUGCAAGAACGCCUGCGCGGCUAA
Messenger RNA from Symbiodinium natans, 1395 nucleotides. Lineage: Eukaryota; Dinophyceae; Suessiales; Symbiodiniaceae. The record is from the annotation of a GenBank genome assembly.